AUGCACUUUUAAGGUUGAUGCCAACCGCUUAUAAAUACAAAACGAAGAAGACCGCGCCUUCGCGCAUUCUUUCCAGCGGUUCACGUUCUAAAGUCAUGGCAGAUCCAACUUUACGACAGAUCAGGAUCAAAACUGGCGUUGUGAAACGGUUAGCGAAAGAGGAAAAGAUGUACAUAACAGAGGCUCGUGAGCAGGAGGAGAAGAUUGAGCGUCUGAAAGCGGAGAGUGCAGAUGAAUAUGUUAUCAAGAAACAGAGGGAGGUGUUGCAGGAGUCCAACAUGAUGAUUCCAGACUGCCGCCGGCGUCUGGUCGUGGCACAUGCAGAGUUGCAGCAGUUAUUGGAAACAGAAGAGCAUCUGGCUGAAUCAGAGGAGUACAAAGAAGCUCGGAGUGUAUUGGACUCUGUGAAGCUUGAAGGAUGAUUUCUGUUUUCGUAUCUGAGAGUUAACGCUGAAAUGUUAAUUCCUUACGUUUGGCCUUGUUUGGGAAAAGUGGAGGCAAACUGAAUCACUGUGUCUCCUUUCUUAACUGUUUAAUGUACCACUUUAUUUCAACAUCAUGCUCAUGUGUGUCUGACCCCCAAAGGACUGUUUACAAUGCAGAGUUUCACAAAUGUGAUUAAACACUUGUUGGGGAUUGUUUCUCCAGUAAUAAUAUGGUUUUAAUGGUGAUUCCACUGCUGAAUUGA
Molecule: messenger RNA, 688 nt
Organism: Thalassophryne amazonica
Lineage: Eukaryota; Metazoa; Chordata; Actinopteri; Batrachoidiformes; Batrachoididae
Gene: tbca
Product: tubulin cofactor a
Exons: 4
Coding region: 18-422 (134 amino acids)
Biological process (GO): post-chaperonin tubulin folding pathway; tubulin complex assembly
Cellular component (GO): microtubule cytoskeleton; cytosol
Molecular function (GO): beta-tubulin binding
Source: RefSeq, a predicted model, not a curated record